AUGGAAUCCUCUCAGAACAUCAGCUACAACGGUGGGCUUGUUGACCAAGCAUUCGCCAUUUUGUGUAGAAACAAUGGGCAUUACACCCUCGACCAAGCUCCUAUCAUCCAAGGUGCUGUCGAGACCAUUUUUAACCACAUGGAAGGGGCCGAUCGUCUGACAAAGGUGGAAUACGUGGUGCUCAGGGAAUAUAUCGCUAGGCUCCAUAAGGAUGAACAGUACCUUUUUGCCAGCGCUCUAGCUAACAUAAUUGUGAUCUCACGACCCAUGGGCCAGAUGUCAGAAGCAGACAGCGAGUUUCUACACUUUACAACCAUCUUAGCAGACGCAGAGGUUGUGAAAGAGAUGACCAAUGUGACUGCCAGGGGCUGGGCCCUUUCGGCGGAAGCUUUUGAGCUCGGAUGGGAGACUAUCCGAGCCGACCACAAGAAGUGGAAAUGCAACAACAAUGUUGACAAUAAGCCUUGCGGCAAGAUAAACGACAUUAGCCUCAUUUUCUGUGAUUGUGGUUCUUGUCGCAAAGCUGACACUGAAGCUUUGGCGGCGGAUGGAUCGACUAUCGGGAGAAUGUACAAGUUGAACGACGACUUGACUGAGGAUUGGGAAUACUUUAGUCCCCAGAGUUUCUAG
Molecule: messenger RNA, 630 nt
Organism: Fusarium poae
Lineage: Eukaryota; Fungi; Ascomycota; Sordariomycetes; Hypocreales; Nectriaceae
Exons: 3
Coding region: 1-630 (209 amino acids)
Source: RefSeq, a predicted model, not a curated record